Messenger RNA from Emiliania huxleyi CCMP1516, 366 nucleotides. RefSeq lists its product as hypothetical. Lineage: Eukaryota; Haptophyta; Isochrysidales; Noelaerhabdaceae. The record is from RefSeq and is a predicted model, not a curated record. The transcript has a single exon. The annotation marks the transcript as partial.
GCGCUCGCAGAGCAGGUGCGCGCCGCGCGCCGCGCCGAGCUGCCGCUCGUCAUGGCGCACGAGAACGACGCCGUUCGUGGCGGCUGCAUCUUUGCCCACUUUUUUGAGGUGACGCCACGCGAUCUGCUCUCCGAUGGGCUGUACAACGACCUCGCCGUCGGCUGCCACUCGAACCCGCACCGGCAGGUGUCGCUCGCCCUCCUCGCAAAGGCGCUCGGAGCGACCAAGCAGACGGCUCAGUCGCGCGUGCGCCGCGCCACUGUCACUCGAUCGAUGCAGACCCGCGGCUCCUCUUCGAACACGGAGCCGUCGAAUGGCGACGACGCUGUGGAAGAGUCAGCGACGCAGGACCGCCAGAUGGUCUGA